GACACACCUGGUCGUCAUUUUGGCUCAAGGGGUCACCGCGCCACGUUGGAAUUCCCGAAGAGAAACGUCCUGCCGGAGCCAUUAUGGCGUGAGGCAAUCCAGUUUCAUAACCUCGAGUAGGAGGAGCUUCGGUUUUCUGGAAGCUGGGAGCAGCAGCGCUGGAGUUAUCAGGGAGAAUUAGAGCAACGGAAGAGCUACGAGUUCAGGGUGGCAAGCGCGAGAGAAGCCUUGCGCGCGGGUAGAAUGAGUAAAAUCAACUAAACUGCGCAGCUUCAUAACAUCGUUAUUUUUAUUACAGAAACGACGUGUACUUGUUUUGGGGACUCGACAAACUCGGAUUAGUUAGUUUAACAUCCAGACGACUUGGUUUCGUCACUUCAACGGCGAUUGUUGUGGAGUUUGAAUUACCUCAGCCUCGAGUGACUGGAUUAAGGGGGCCGGGAGAGAGGGAGAAGGUGGGGCAGAGUGAGUCAAACGGACCGAGCGCUCACUACUGUCCGCCCGCCCGCUUUACCCGAACCAUCAACGGCUCUUUUUCUGUUUUCGCCCGAACCCACAUGAUUCUGACAUUUUCUAUGCUAAUCGGAGAACGAUAUCAGCGGCUGUCAAUCUUUCAACGCGCAUUUGAGGUCUCUGGAGUGUGCACACUGUGGUGCGACGUAAACCGUUGAUAUUUACCGUUCGGGCGGAUUUUGGGGGGGAAGUGUACAUUCCCCGGUCUUGUUGGACCAUGGCCGACGACGACGUGCUCUUUGAAGAUGUUUACGAGCUGUGCGAGGUCAUUGGCAAGGGGCCGUUUAGCGUGGUACGAAGAUGCAUGAACAGGGAGACGGGCCAGCAGUUUGCUGUGAAGAUCGUGGAUGUAGCCAAAUUCACCUCCAGCCCUGGCCUCAGCACAGAAGAUCUGAAGAGGGAAGCGAGCAUCUGCCACAUGCUGAAACAUCCACACAUAGUGGAGCUUCUGGAGACGUACAGCUCUGAUGGAAUGCUCUACAUGGUCUUUGAGUUUAUGGAUGGAGCAGACCUCUGCUUUGAGAUUGUGAAGAGAGCAGAUGCUGGGUUUGUUUACAGUGAAGCAGUAGCCAGCCACUAUAUGAGGCAGAUCCUGGAGGCGUUACGGUACUGCCAUGACAACAACAUCAUUCACAGAGAUGUGAAGCCUCAUUGUGUGUUGCUGGCAUCAAAGGAGAAUUCAGCUCCGGUGAAACUGGGCGGCUUUGGUGUGGCCAUACAGCUGGGAGAGUCUGGACUAGUGGCCGGAGGUCGGGUUGGUACUCCACAUUUCAUGGCCCCUGAGGUGGUGAAAAGAGACCCUUAUGGAAAACCCGUGGACGUGUGGGGCUGUGGAGUUAUUCUCUUUAUACUGCUGAGCGGCUGCCUUCCAUUUUACGGGACUAAAGAGCGCCUGUUCGAAUCAGUCAUUAAAGGAAGAUACAAGGUAAUGAACCCUCGACAGUGGGGCCACAUCUCAGAGAGUGCCAAAGACCUGGUGCGUCGUAUGCUGAUGCUGGACCCUGCAGAGAGGAUCACAGUGUAUGAAGCUCUCAAUCAUCCCUGGCUCAAGGAGAGGGACCGCUAUGCCUACAAGAUUCACCUUCUUGAAACAGUUGAGCAGCUGAGGAAGUUCAAUGCCAGGAGGAAGCUAAAAGGCGCUGUUCUCGCAGCAGUUUCUAGUCACAAGUUCAACUCUUUCUAUGGAGACCCACCUGAAGAAAUGCCCGAUUUUUCUGAAGACCCCACUUCAUCAGGACUGCUAGAUGCAGAAAGGGCUGUGUCACAGGUGCUGGACAGUCUGGAGGAGAUUCAUGCCCUGACAGACUGCAGUGAGAAAGAUCUGGAUUUUCUACACAGCGUCUUUCAGGACCAUCACCUCCAUUCGUUGUUAGAUCUUUAUGACAAGAUAAACACCAAGUCGUCACCCCAAAUCAGGAAUCCUUCCAGUGAUGCCGUUCAGAGAGCCAAAGAGACCUCCGCUGACGACGGGCCGAGCACGGCUUUGAAACAUCUGGAAUAUGUAUUGGAGGAGAUUUCUUGCUAUCCUGAAAAUAUUGACGCUAAAGAGCUGAGACGGAUUCUAACUCAGCCCCAUUUUAUGGCCUUACUUCAGACACAUGAUGUUGUGGCACAUGAGGUGUACAGUGACGAGGCAUUGAGGGUCACACCACCACCCACAUCACCAUACCUAAACGGAGACUCGCCCGAGAGCGCCAACGGAGAGAUGGACCUAGAGAACGUCACACGUGUGCGUCUUGUUCAGUUUCAAAAGAACACAGAUGAACCCAUGGGCAUCACGUUGAAAAUGAACGAGCAAAACCAUUGUAUCGUGGCAAGAAUAAUGCAUGGAGGAAUGAUCCACAGACAAGGAACCUUGCAUGUUGGAGAUGAGAUCAGAGAGAUCAACGGUAUAGGCGUAGCAAACCAAACGGUGGAGCAGCUUCAGAAGAUGCUUCGUGAAAUGCGAGGCAGCAUCACGUUUAAGAUCGUACCGUGCUACCGGACGCAGCAGUCCUGUGAGAAAGAAUCCCCCUCCACCUCCAGACAGUCCCCUGCUAAUGGCCAUUCCAGCAUUAACAGUUCUAUCUUGGACUUGCCGUUGACCAUCCAGCCGAAAGGACGUCAGAUCUCCAGACCUCCAAUCAACGAUAAAUUUUCCAUCAAGAUCUACGUGCGGGCGCAGUUCGAGUAUGACCCGGUGAAGGAUGACCUCAUCCCUUGUAAAGAAGCAGGGAUUCGCUUCAGAGUGGGUGACAUCAUUCAGAUUAUCAACAAAGACGACCAUAACUGGUGGCAAGGCAAGCUGGAAAACACCAAGAAUGGCACGGCAGGGUUGAUUCCCUCACCUGAGCUGCAGGAGUGGCGGGUGGCGUGUAUAGCCAUGGAGAAGACCAAGCAGGAACAGCAAGCGAGCUGUACUUGGUUUGGCAAGAAAAAAAAGCAAUACAAAGACAAAUACCUAGCAAAACACAAUGCAGAUCUGGUCACAUAUGAGGAGGUCGUCAAGUUGCAAGCGUUCAAGAGGAAAACAUUAGUGCUGCUAGGUGCCCACGGUGUUGGCAGGAGACACAUCAAGAACACACUUAUCACCAAACACCCAGACAGAUUCGCUUAUCCCAUUCCACACACGACGAGACCUCCAAAGAAAGAUGAAGAGAACGGCAAGAGUUAUUACUUUGUAUCCCACGACCAAAUGAUGCAGGACAUCUCCAACAACGAGUACCUUGAGUACGGCAGCCACGAGGACGCGAUGUACGGCACGCGGUUGGAAACGAUACGCAAGAUCCAUGAGCAGGGACAUGUAGCCAUACUGGACGUAGAGCCACAGGCACUGAAGGUUUUACGGACAGCUGAAUUCGCUCCCUUUGUGAUUUUCAUCGCUGCGCCCACCAUCACCCCCGGCAUGAAUGAGGACGAGUCACUACAGAGGCUGCAGAAGGAGUCUGAGAUCCUACAGAAGACAUACGCACACUACUUUGACCAAACCAUCAUCAAUAAUGAGAUUGAUGAGACUAUCCGGCUCCUAGAGGAAGCAAUGGACCUGGUUUGCACCACCGCCCAGUGGGUGCCAGUGUCCUGGGUCUAUUAAAACGGCAACCCAGGCGACCUGUAACCUUACGCCCCUGCAACCUCACACUUUGCAAUGCAUCUCUGCAAAAAAAAAACGGAAAAACUUUCCCUCGAUGAAAAUAGAAGCGAGACCCACCGCUGACGUUUAACAACAUCGAUGUACAAGCCCUACAGUGAGCCCCGUCUUGGCCCCUCACAGACUACCUAGACGUAGUGUUGUAACGAUUAAAAAAAGAUCAGUAAAUUGCUAAAUAUUGUCAUGUCUAUAUAGCUAGGAGGCAACAUUUUGUAGACGUUUGUUUUAAAGAGACAGUAUCCCUUUUUGCCCCAUUAUAAUAUUGUUUGCUGGACAUUGGUCGUCAGUACCAGAGAAAAAAAAGCAGUAUUAUUACAGCAGAAUCCUAGUUACUUUUUUCUGUCCGACCCAUCCAUUAACUCGGCCGUCAAACAUAAUCCUCACAUUAUCCGUGCAGCACAGCCCAGCUGCUUCAGCACACUCCAGCCCACAGUCAAGUUAUUUAGCUCACGUUUGAAACCAACUUGUUUUUCCCAGCUCCCCCUCCUCUACACGUGGAUACUGUCUCUCUAAAGGUCUGCAGAAAUGUUUUCGAGAUUUGAAUGAGAUCUCAUGCAUGUGAACAUUCACAAGCUUCCAUACUGUCAGUGUUAGCUGUGUUCAGAUGGUCACCCACAGCAGACAAACAUUCCAUUCGUCUGGACAAACACAUUCAAACGGAGCCGGUGACGAGCUAAACAUCUAUGAAGAAAAGACCUAUGCACAUCCCUUGCAUUUUCGCAACUUUGUAAACAGUUUAUUUUUACCAAUCAUGUAGUAUGAUGUGUUUGUAAAUGGUCAAGAUUUUUAUUUGUUGUACGAUUAAAGGGGUUCGUUGGAAAUAGAACAACAACAACAAACAAC
This is a messenger RNA of Triplophysa dalaica, 4483 nucleotides long. It is a transcript of the gene caska, whose product is annotated as calcium/calmodulin-dependent serine protein kinase a. Gene Ontology annotation, cellular component: cell-cell junction; plasma membrane; basolateral plasma membrane. Gene Ontology annotation, molecular function: protein kinase activity; ATP binding; signaling receptor binding. Lineage: Eukaryota; Metazoa; Chordata; Actinopteri; Cypriniformes; Nemacheilidae. The record is from RefSeq and is a predicted model, not a curated record. The coding region runs from base 731 to 3583 and encodes 950 amino acids. The transcript is spliced from 29 exons. Gene Ontology annotation, biological process: protein phosphorylation; regulation of neurotransmitter secretion.